CGCUCGCUUGUGUAAUCAUUUCUGUUCAACACAAGGCAGAAACCUUUGCACAGCGGCGAAGGACGGGCGUUUUGCUUUUUACAUCAAGGUUACCGAGGAAGGAUCUUAAAAUGUUGUCUUCACUUGUGGCAAAAAGAUUGGUAACAGGAAUGUGCCAGGCUGUUCGGAGACCAGGCGUCACAGCGGUGGUCUCAUCUCGAGGCUACAAGGGCGAUGCCCCUGAUGACAACAAGGCUGACCUGAUAGAGAUCCCUCUGCCCCCCUGGAUGGAGAAGACAGACGAGCCCGUUGACAUCAAGAGACGACGGCUUCUCUAUGAGAGUCGCAAGAGGGGGAUGUUGGAGAACUGCAUAUUGCUCAGCCUUUUUGCAAAGCGGUACCUGAAUACAAUGACUGCUAGCCAGUUGCAGCAGUAUGACAGGCUGAUCAAUGAACCGAGCAACGACUGGGACAUCUACUACUGGGCCACAGAAGCCCAGCCCACACCUGAAGUGUACCAAGGAGAAGUUAUGGAAAUGCUGAAGGAAUUCACAAAAAACAAAAACCACGAACAGAGAUUAGAUGCGCCCAGCUUGGAGUACCUGGAAAAAGAAGCCCAGUGACAUCCUUCACCAUUUGGACACUUUCAGAGACUCUUUGCAGGUGUUAAUAUAUUACUGUUAACCAUGAGAGAGAGAAAAAAAGAGAAAACUGGUAGAGUAGCGAAGGAUGCUGGGAAUACAUUGUUGCUUUCUCCUAGUUUUCGUCAUCUGAUUUGAAAUGAAUUGGUUGUUUUACUGUCCUAUGUGUUUUGAAGGCAAUUGUCAGUAUAAGAGGAUGAAUGUUAUGAAAAUCUGUUAAUAAGACAGAGCACUCUCCACAUCAGUAAGAUCAAAAUG
This is a messenger RNA of Fundulus heteroclitus (mummichog), 878 nucleotides long. It is a transcript of the gene sdhaf2, whose product is annotated as succinate dehydrogenase complex assembly factor 2. The coding region runs from base 111 to 602 and encodes 163 amino acids. Gene Ontology annotation, cellular component: mitochondrion. The transcript has 4 exons. Lineage: Eukaryota; Metazoa; Chordata; Actinopteri; Cyprinodontiformes; Fundulidae. The record is from RefSeq and is a predicted model, not a curated record. Gene Ontology annotation, biological process: tricarboxylic acid cycle; mitochondrial respiratory chain complex II assembly; protein-FAD linkage.